GCCGCCCGACGCGCACGCCUUCCUGCAGCACGUCGCCACGUUCGCCGUCGCGGAGAAGGAGGACAUGCCGCUGUACCGCAGGAUUGUCGUCAGCUUCUCCUGGCGCCGACAGAUGCCACGACUCGCCCUCACUCUCGGCCUUGAGGAAGAAAUGGCUGAUAUCAUUGAGGAACUAAUUGCUAAGAGGCAGCAGCUUGAUGCUGUGAAUUUUGCUUACGAGGCUGGGCUUCAGGAGAAGUUCCCUCCAGUUCCUCUUCUGAAGUCCUACCUGGAGGACUCUAAGAAGACGUCGACCGCCGCUUCAGAUAAUUCAAGCACUAGCAGCAGUGGGCAAUCAGGGAGCAACGCGAACAAGAAAGAGCAGUCUGCACUGCGAGCUGUCAUCAAGUGUGUCGAGGACCGUAAUCUUGAAGCCGAGUUUCCACUGGAGGGUCUCCGGAAGCAACUCGAAGAGCUGGAGAAAGCCAAGACCGAGAAGAAGAAGGCGGCAUCAAGCGCUACCAGUGGCGGCAGCAGCAGCGGCCCUGCAACCAAGCGCAUCCGCGCGAGCAACGGAGGCCCAAUGCCUCCCGCCAAGGCAGGUCGUCUCGCUACCAAUGCCUGCGCGUCUUCUUUCCCAGGUCCCACCACAUUCACCCAGUCUCCCUCCCACGCACCACACGCCAAUACCUCCUCCCCUUCCCAUGCAUCACACGCCGCCACAGCCUCCCCUUCCCACACAUCCUAUGCCACGCCGCCUCCUUACCCGGUUGGACAUGGCCUGUACUGCAGCCGGAGCCCGCCGGUGAUCAGGGGGGAGCCAUACGCUUACCCACCAGCCGAGGAGGUAGUCGGUUUCAACGUCGGCAUCACCAUGCCAUACUCCACCCCACCCAUGAGCUACCCCCCUGCCCCCUAUGGCGGGUACGGCAGCGGGAUGGCAGCUUACGCCAACGGAAUGGCCCCUGCUUUCCACCAGGCUUACUACCGGUAGGUUCAGUCAUGAAACAAACCAAAAACAAAGUAAAACAACAAAAAAAGUCGCUGAUGAAUGACAUGACAACAACUGAUAAUCGCGCAAUGGCCCUGUUUUGUAGCGACUGACUACAACGGUAGGUUGGGUAUGUCAUCUUCUAUGUCCUUUCCAUCACCACCACUAGGUUUGUGUGUUGUGUCUAGCUCGUCUCAUCUUAGACCACUGCCUUUCUUUUUUCACUGGUAAGGAACCUGGAACCUGGGUGUAAAUUAUGUAUGGUAUCAGCGAGACUGUCGUCGCAGCCUUGUGUAACUCUGUUCGGAACUUUGAUCUUUUUUUUUGUUGUUGUUGAAAAGAUCAGCAUGUGAUCGUUAAGUACCGGAUGUACCAUGAACUUUAACCAAAAGUUUUCUCAGUUUAGUUGUGU
Messenger RNA from Zea mays, 1382 nucleotides. RefSeq lists its product as uncharacterized. NCBI's taxonomy places the organism in Eukaryota, Viridiplantae, Streptophyta, Magnoliopsida, Poales, Poaceae. The record is from RefSeq and is marked provisional.